CUUGCAGUGUCGGGGGUUCUUGUUGGGGGAGAGUGCCAGUGAUGACUGCCCUUAGCCGGACUGAGGACGCUGUCGACCCGCCCAGAAGAAUCCUGGAAUGCCUUCAAUGAACUUCCAUUUCCAAGUUUACAGUUUGAGAAGACUAAUCCCAGGUUCUAAGUGCCUGCCAGCACCUCCCAGUGUGAAAAAGGUUCAUCAUUAGAAGUUUGGCCACCAGGUUCAGAGGCAGAACGAGAAAUAACGGCUGGGAGUCACAAAGAAGCAAAUUUAGGUUUGAUUCAAAGGAAAAUUUCCUAACUAUAGAACUACCCAGAAGUGGGAUGGACUGCCUUAGGAGCCCAUUCAAGCAAGGACUGAGUGAAUAUUUCUCAGCUCCAGACAGAUGCAUGAAAAAACAGUUCCUUUGAAGGUCCCAGUGGUUCAACUGGAGAAGUUGGAGGAAUCUCCAAAAGAAAGGAACCCCUUCCUGGAGACCCUGGAGGAGAGCGUGCAUCUGCCUGAAGGCCUAAAGGAUGAAGACAUAAAGAAAAGCAGCCUCGAAGUGACACCAAAUAAAUACAACCACCAAUAUCAUAAGCUGUUCAAGGACAUCCCCCCAGAGGAGACUGUUCUGAAAGUGUGUUCCUGUGCACUCCAAAGGGAUAUCCUCAUACAAGGUCGUCUAUACAUCUCCCCCAACUGGCUCUGCUUUCAUGCCAGUCUCUUUGGGAAAGACAUCAAGGUAGUCAUCCCUGUGCUCUCCAUCCAGAUGAUAAAAAAGCACAAGAUGGCCAGACUCUUGCCCAAUGGACUGGCUAUCACAACGAACACCAGCAGGAAGUAUAUUUUCGUGUCGCUGAUCUCAAGGGACAGCGUGUAUGAUGUAUUGAGGAGAGUCUGCACCCAUCUGCAGCCCUCCAGUAAGAAGAGUCUGUGUGUAAGAGAAUAUCCGGAUGAACCUGACUCUGAGUCUCUGGACAGCCUUGUUCCAGAAAUGAAAUGGAGAAAGAUGUCCCCAAAAUCAUUGUCUGUGUCCUUCCCUGAUAAUGUCUUCCCCUGCAUUCAUCAGGGAUCUAUGAGUGGCCUGAGCACCAAGAAGAGCUCUUUCCCCUCUGGGAAACCCUUGGCAUCUGAUAAUGCCAUCCACAGAGAGGAGGAGCUGGAGGGGGAACCAGAGAACAGCCCAGAGCUGAGGCCCUGGGAUUAUCAAGUGCUCAAGUUCUUCUUUGUAUUGAUCUGCCUCCUGAUCAUAUCAUCAUCCUACAUGGCAUUUCGAAUCUUCCAGCUGGAGCAGCAACUGUGGUCUCUGAACUGGGACUCUGUCUCCCAUAGACACAGGUGACAGCAGUGGGAGUUAUGCGUGUCCGCUUUCCAAGAAGGCAGCCCUUGGUGUUGCGAUUCCAACAUAGUUCCCCCUCAGUCUGUGUUGCUGAAAUGCCAAGAAGAGAGUCUUAAUCAAAAGAGUUCUAAUUUUCCUGCUACCUUGAAUGUCUGAUCUGAAGUACCUGCUUAUGAAGGAAUCUUCAUCUGGUCUUAUUGGAAUCAACUCAGCAGAUGGAGAAAUCAGCUGUGGGAUCCUGUGCCUCAGUUUCAGCUGACCGGAGCAAGUGGGAGAAACAGACUAAGCUGCUUCUCAGUCAUGAGUGCUUUGGGUUGGCAGAGUGUUUACUGGAAAAGCUCACUGUACUUGGGCAUCAAGAAGAGGGUCUCAUUGAGGUCACUCCCACUCUUAUGUCUCUCACUCCAGUUGUCUGUGGGAUCCAAGGACUGAUUACCAAUACCAUUCAUUCCUUUUGCUUCCCUGAGCUAGCCUUCACCUGGAGGCCUCUGCUGUGCCCAAAAGAAUUACUUCCUCUGGGUCCCCUGGAAGUCUUACCCAGACCAAAUUGAACACCGGAAGACAAAGGGCAUUUUGCUGCUGGGGUAACUAGACAUGAGCUCAGGAUAAAGCUGGCUUGAAAAAAAAGGAGGUAGACUAUGCUUCUUAAGUGGAGGGGGAGGAGAGGCAGAAACAGAACGUGGGCUGUGCUUAUACUUAUAGCCAAGUCUAGCUGUGCGUGGCAGCCUGAGGCAAAGCCGGAAGGACGACAAGGAGAUAGAGGGCAUACAGCAGCUUCUGAGGGCCACCUGGGGAGGAAAAGGAGACAUCCAUCCCAAAGGAUUUCUUUGUUGAGUCUGUGCCUAUGUUAAUACCAUUUUCUACCCUUCGCAAGGAGGCCAGGGAACAGACAGGCCAGAGGUAACUGGCAAAUCAGUCAGGGCCAGUGUUUUUGCUUGAACUAUGUGAGUCAUUGUCAGAGCUAAACUUAGGUGCAAUAAGCAAAGUGAAUAAUUGUGCCUUUAAUCUAUACCAUUCUUGAACAUACACUUUCAGUUCUCUUUCACAGAUGGUACCCUGGAUUACUGCUUCAUUUUCUGGAAACUUGAGCGGGCACUGAUUAUCGGGGCAGUGUAGACUUUACCUAAGAGUCUUCUCUGGAAAGUGAGAGGUGCCCAUUUCACUUCCCCUUCCCCCACUUCCAAACCCCAUUCAAAUAAUUAUAGCAUCAUGUCUCAGGCUCAGGUGCUUCUUGGCUUUGCACACCCGAUUUUAAAGACUAAAUAUAGCUGAUAUUUGAAUCAAAACAGCUCCCAGAUUUUUCUUCCUGGAUCUUCCAGUUUUCUCCCAAAGUCCUUCCUAUCAAGAAGAUUUUUUAAGGAAGCAACUUAAUAAUCCUGAUCUUCCCCUCUUUGGAGAAGAGAAAACAAUUUCUGACCUCUCCAUAAAAAAUAAGCCUACAACCUCUUCCUGAGUGCAGGAGAGUUGGUAGAAGCAGAAGAAAUGAAGUUGGUUGAAAAGGUGGUAACUGGUGUCAUGAACCCCAGUGCAACAGACCUGCUCUCACAAUUUCCCCUAUUUAGUACCCCACCUCAUUCCCUAGUCCUGUAGUUUCCAUUCACUCCCUUUCCUAAUCUUUGACUAGCUUAGCCCCAAGGACAGGCAGGGAACCUAGGCCUCUCCUCCUGCCAUUUAAGUUCAGGCCAAGAAGGAAAUGGAGGAGAAGGUAACAUGUCAAGUGCAUCACAGUUGACAACACAGAAGUUCUCACCCUGUAAAGGUUGCUAGCCAUCCUCCCCUUCCUCAAGAUUUCUGAUAGGCUCCUUGGCUACUUGGGAUGUUCCUUUUUGGACCCUGGGGAAAGAAAGGGAGUAUCAAGCUUGGAAGUAGGCAUAUUACUGAAAGGGAGCCCCAGCUUCCUAGGACACCCAAGAGGCAUUCCAGAAAAAAGGUAGGGAGAAGAGAUGCUUGUGAAACUUCCCUGAUUGAACUCUGUAGCCUUAAUCAACACAGCUGUAAACACUGGAACAUCUUGUCCCUUCUGAGGAGCUCCUGGAUCUGUCAUACUACCUCCAACUCUUUUCUUUUGUCCUAGUCCUUGGAGGGUCAGAUAGCAAUGGGAAGCUGAAGCCAUCUCAGUCACUGAAUCCUAGAGUGGGAAGGGACCUCAGAUGUUGCCUAGUUCAACCAGUACCUGAAACAUGAAUUCCCCACUACAAAGCCUUCAGCAAGUGACCCUCCAGACCCCUCAGGAUAAGGAACAUACAACCUUGUAAGAUAGCCCAUUUCAUUUCUGAGAAGCUCUAAGUGUUAAAAAGUUUUUUCUUAUAUUGGGCCAAAAUUUGCUUCUCUGCAAUCUCCACAUCUUACCUCUACCUUCUGGGGCCAAAAAGAACGAGUCUAAUCUCUUGACAAGAAGACCCUUCAAAGAGGUGAAGACAACAUCCAUAUUCUAAGUCUUUUCUUCAAACCAAACAUCGCCAGACUCUCAAGUUUCCUGACCAACAUGGCUGACCUCCUCUGGAUGUGCUUCAGCUCGUUCAUGUCCUUCCUCAAAUGUGGCGCCCUAGACUGAACAUAUUUUAGAUUCUUUUUUCUCACCAGGGCAGAUUAUAGCAAAAUUAUCAUCUCUCGUAUUCUAGAUGUUAUGUUAAUGUAGUCUAAAAUCAUUUUUUUGAUUGCCACAUCCCACAUUGACUCAUAUUGCAGCCCACUAAAAACUACAUAAUUUUCAUAUGAACUACUUUCUAGUAAUGUCUCUCCCUCCCUCCUCCCCACCCU
Messenger RNA from Phascolarctos cinereus (koala), 4078 nucleotides. RefSeq names its product GRAM domain containing 2A (gene GRAMD2A). Gene Ontology annotation, biological process: regulation of store-operated calcium entry. NCBI's taxonomy places the organism in Eukaryota, Metazoa, Chordata, Mammalia, Diprotodontia, Phascolarctidae. The record is from RefSeq and is a predicted model, not a curated record. Gene Ontology annotation, cellular component: organelle membrane contact site; endoplasmic reticulum membrane. Gene Ontology annotation, molecular function: phosphatidylinositol-4,5-bisphosphate binding.